Hypoxylon trugodes is the source of this 3125-nucleotide messenger RNA. Its product is annotated as heterokaryon incompatibility protein-domain-containing protein. The record is from RefSeq and is a predicted model, not a curated record. The transcript is spliced from 2 exons. The coding region runs from base 1 to 2700 and encodes 899 amino acids. Lineage: Eukaryota; Fungi; Ascomycota; Sordariomycetes; Xylariales; Hypoxylaceae.
AUGGCGUGUCGAGAAAGCUUGAAAGUCAACGACUGCAUCUAUCGUUUUGUCGCUAAAGAGGGGAAUGGGCGCUCUGAACUUCAGAGGUUCGAUGACCCUGAGCUAGACCAUGUUGAAAAUUUUCAGUAUGAACGAUUAUCGAGCAACACAAAAAGCAUCCGUCUUCUACGUCUCAAGCCCGCUGCCUCAACUGUUCAUCAGAUCGAUUGUCAACUCAUUGAGGCAGACUAUGACAACGCAUUCCAUAUACUAACAAAACCCCGUAUCCUUGAAAAAAUGCGCGAAGAGAAGGCCGAGGCAUAUAAGAAAUAUAGAAGAUUAGGCACAAAAGAGGAAAGGCCUAUCUAUAAGGAGUUCGAGAAAGAAUGGAAAGACAAAGAGUAUAAGAUCGUUUCAGAAAAUCGGAUCGAAUACGAAGCGAUAUCAUGGUGCUGGGGUGAGGAACGAGAGGAAUACGCGAUCCGAAUUGAAAGGGGCGAGAAAUCAUUUAAGAGGACCAUCAAACGAAACUUGGCAUUGGCAUUGAAGCAUUUACGGCGCGCAGACGAAACUCGAACCAUCUGGAUCGAUUCGAUGUGCAUAAAUCAACGCAAUGACAUCGAGCGGAACCAUCAGGUCCAGAUGAUGUCAAGAAUCUACACUCGCGCAGAUCAAGUAUGCAUCUGGCUUGGACAGGCCGACGGUGAAAGCGGUUUGGCAAUCCGGUUUAUCAAGGAAGAAAUCAUGGUACUGAAAAACUUCGACGCCAUUUGCUCCGACAAGAAAUACACGCACAAAUGGCGAGCAUUGAUGGUACUCAUGCAACGACCAUGGUUCUCGCGUCGCUGGAUGAUCCAAGAGAUUGCUUUAGACCGAAAGGGGACUAUUUACUGCGGUUCUGACCAAAUCUCCUGGAGCGACUUCGCUGUGGCCGUUGAGCUGUUUGUUGAAGUGGAAACAGCAACGCACCGGCUGUCUGAAGUAAUGCAAAAAGAUGAAAAAUUUCGUCAUGUUCCGGGAUGGUUUGAACAUGUAUCUGAACUUGGAGCCAGCCUUCUGGUUCAGGCUACCAGCAAAGUGUUCCGAACGCAGAAAGUUGUUAGAUUUCCCCAGGAUAUCAUCGAAGAAGAAUUAUUGAAAAAAUCAUCCAGUAUAUCACCUAAGGAGCCAUCUGGCGGAUCAUCCAGGGAAUCGCCUAGUAAAUCACCUGAAGGCCUGCCUAGCGAACGGCCCAGCGAACUAGCCAAUCAAUAUCCGAAUGAACAACAUGAAAAAGCACCUGAUCUCCCGACGAUCGACCCCUUGGAGAGACGCAGCUUGUUAGGUCUGCAGUACUUAGUAACCACUAUAUUUAUCUUCCAGACCUCAGAACCUCGGGAUGUUAUAUACUCUCUUCUAGCCAUAGCCAGAGACGCUUCACCAUCUGUCGAAGACUCGGCCUUGAAAGAUGAAAACUACAAGCUUUUCAUGCGAACCGGCCUCUCCUCAUUCCUUGAAGAGAAGCCAUUUAGGGUUGAUUACUCUAGGCCAUAUACUGAUGUUUGUCGAGACUUUGUGGAGUUUAGCAUUUGCCGUGCAUACCGAUUAGACCCUGUACAAGCUCUAGAUAUUCUUUGUCGUCCAUGGGCCCUCGAACAACCUAAAAAUAGAUCUAUCCGUUUGGCAAAAGAUCCAGUAUCGACUAAAGGAAAAGGGCGGACCAGAGAGCCCAAGAGAGAUGGUUGGACGAUGAAACACAGAAAAUACGAAUAUAUUUUCGGCAGAUGGGAAGAAAAAACGAAUGACCAAAGCCCUAUAUGGACGGAGCGGGAAAGUUGUGGUGGAAACGUUGGCCGAGAAAAGAAAAAAAAGCGAGGAUGGGAGCCAGGGCAACAAUACAAAGAAAAACACUUUCCUGAUCUCGCGAAACUGGAGAAACGAAAAUCAAGUCCCGAUCCCAGGUCCUAUGGUGCCUCAGAAGCAAAUACUAAGAACUAUACGGAGAAUGCCGAUCUGCAACUUCCGUCUUGGAUACUUCGAGCGUCUUCGGCGCCAUUCGGAUUGUUCCACCACCCAGGAAUGAAUAUUCAAAAAACAGGUAGGAUAAACGCUGACCCACUUGUCGGUGCCCCUGAAGAUGGACACAGAAAUUAUAAUGCCAAUCAAACACAAAGCGUAGACAUGGCGGCUCUAAAGUUCCGGAAAAGGCCUCCUCUUUUGCAUUAUAGCCUUCUUGUCAAGGGAUUCGUAUUCGACGAAGUCGUAAAGGUAACAGAUGCCUCGCAAAAUGGAUCUAUCCCAGCAACUUGGCUUGAACUAGGUGGUUGGAAGGACCCCCAGCACAAGGAUCCGCCUGAUGAGUUCUGGAGGACUCUGGUUGCAGAUCGGGGCAAAGACAACCGAAAUCCGCCAUACUACUACUCUAGAGCGUGUAGAGAGUCAGCCAUGAAAGGAGGACUGCGAAGUGGAGGUAUAAAUACGAUAGCCCUCAUUAACGACGAGCGAAAUUCAAUUAUUUCUGAGUUUUGCCGACGGGUUCAGGCCGUUAUCUGGAAUCGCCGACUGUUCAAAACAAAGGGCGGUGUUCUAGGGCUUGCAUCGAGUGAGGUUAGCAAGGGAGAUAAAGUUGGGAUCAUUUACGGUUGCACAGUACCCGUCAUUCUGAGAAAAAGCACAAAGAAAACAUCCAUAGAGGUUGAUAGAGAGGAGUUUGAUGAUGCAGUGGAAAGCUUAAGGGAGUGAUUAAGCGGUGCGAACAAAAAAGGAUUCAGAAAUUAAAAGCCCGCGAUGAUUCGGAGGAGAAGUUGAAAGAGAAAAGAGAAAUAAUAGAGUUGACGAAAAAAAUAAACACGAUGGACAGACAGAUUCAAGAGGCAGAAAACUCAUUCAAACGGCAAAUUAAAAAAAUACGGAAUGGAGACGAUGCGCAAAAAGAUAAAGGGAAAAUAGCACAGAUCGUGGAAAAACAAAACAAAGCUAAGGAUGAAGACCCUUGGUAUUAUUACAAUCUCAUAGGGGAAAGUUAUGUUCACGGUAUGAUGGAUGGCGAAGCGGUGAGGAACAAGUUUUAUCGUGACCUUCCAGAUCACACACUUGAGUUGAGGUAAGACUAUAAUCCAGAAGAAAGAUGUAAAUAAAGAAUUCUAUAUAAUAUUUGGAGUGAGUGC